This is a messenger RNA of Brugia malayi, 1398 nucleotides long. RefSeq lists its product as uncharacterized. The transcript is spliced from 12 exons. The record is from RefSeq and is a predicted model, not a curated record. NCBI's taxonomy places the organism in Eukaryota, Metazoa, Nematoda, Chromadorea, Rhabditida, Onchocercidae. Bases 1 to 1398 code for a protein of 465 amino acids.
AUGAAUAACAAAGCAGGUCCUCGAAUAGACUCCACGACACCCACAUCAUUCUACUGCAGCCCUAAAAGUUAUCAUUAUAUACCAUUCGCCCAAAGGAGAUUUCAGUUGCAGUCAGCGAAAUUUAAAAGACAAACUGGCAAUAAGGACGCAAGCAGUAAGGAUUCACCAGUAUUGUCAGCAAGUUCCAAAGCAGCAUUUGCAAACACAAAUCAAUCAAAUCGACCAGUAAAUUUACAAUUCAGAAAUAAUCAAUCACAACUACCCAAUCAACAGCUAAGUAAGAAAUUAAUUAAUUUACCUGAGUCAAAGAUCCGACCUCAAACAUUAAAAUUGGUUUAUAACAAUGACGGCAAAAAAAUGCAAGAAAUAUUGGAUCAGUUCAAAAGUGAAAUCCUUGAUGAUAUCAUCCAGUGUGGUGUUUACACGGAUAGUGUUAUCCAGGAUUGUAUUUCAAGGAACGUAAUGGAAAAUUCAACUCUUCCAAUGGCGAAUUUACUGGAAGCAGUUACUGGAUUACUCAGAGAUAUUGGUAUAUUCAGCAUCGAAAUGAAUGAGAUGACUUGGAUGGCGAGUUCAGAACCUACAGGUGAUGGACUGCUUGAUUAUGAGGACGAAGAGUUUGAGAGUGAUGAAGGUGAAUCUUUAUCUAUGAUUCGAUCUGUAGAAAAUCUUGUUAUUAUCGCUUACUGUUACUUACCUUUGAAAAAUACUGAAAGUGGUGAAUUUGGUCUCAAAGACAAAUAUGGCAUGCCGUGCUUAUUGCUUAAAUUCUCAGCUCAGUUAUAUAAUUUCAACUUAAAUGGUACAAAUAUUGCUGCUAAGGUACCCGAAUUAACAUCACCGGAAGUGAAAUUGAGUGGAUAUUGUGGUGGUAGUGAUGACACAAACAACAGUAAAGUUGAAUUUAAGGCAAGUUGGAAAAAAGAGGGACGGAGGAAGCAACUUAUCUUAUCCUUCGGAACGGCUUAUGUGGAAGAUCCAGUAAAUCAUCUAAAAAUGCUUCGGUGGCAAUUGAAAAUGGUUACCUAUUCUGAAUCAUAUUCCAGGCAAUCAGUCGAAUUUUCAUCGAAAGAAGUGAUGAUGAGCGCUCCGCUGAAGCAGAAAUUUAUUUGUCACGACAAACUAAAUCUAACACUUACUAAUAGACAUUUCAAGGACUAUAUCCUCGAGCUGAAUCCAGAAAUUAGUGCGCAACCGUACCAAGUCACUGGCAAACAUCCAAACCUAUUCAUCUGUGGCAGCACACGGCGACGAACGCUGGCGAAAAGUUUUGAGAGUCGGAUGACAAUUUUUUCUGGAAUAGUCCUUUGCAUAACAUCGAUUUCGCUGAUAGUUGGAUACAGUUUCCGACGACAGUCACAUCCUACUAGAAAGAAACUUUAUGAAUCACUCACUUAA